AUGAAGAAAAGAUUCCAAGAAAAUAUAAGGGUGAAACGAGCACAACUACAAGCUCUGUGCAAGGACUUUGAGACCCUUCAUAUGAAGGAAGGUGAGACUGUUUUUGAUUUCUUUUCUUGUACUCUCACCAUUGCUAAUAAAAUGCGUUUCCAUGGUGAAAAGAUGAGUGAUGUUAGCAUUAUUGAGAAAAUCCUGCGCUUCACGAUUUCAAAGUUUGAUUAUGUGGCUUGUUCCAUUGAAGAGUCCAACGAUUUGGACAUCAUGACCAUUGAUGAAUUGCAGAGUAGUCUAUUGGUUCAUAAACAACGUAUGCAAAGACAUACUGUGGAAGAGCAGGCAUUGAAGAUCACUCUUGACAGCAGUAUAUAG
Cucurbita moschata (crookneck pumpkin) is the source of this 369-nucleotide messenger RNA. RefSeq lists its product as uncharacterized. The coding region runs from base 1 to 369 and encodes 122 amino acids. The transcript has a single exon. The record is from RefSeq and is a predicted model, not a curated record. NCBI's taxonomy places the organism in Eukaryota, Viridiplantae, Streptophyta, Magnoliopsida, Cucurbitales, Cucurbitaceae.